AUGACUGCCCAUGGGAAGCCCGAUUCGUCGCCAUACAAUCUCGACGGAAGCUCGCUGAAGCUCAAGAAUGGACAACUCGACGGAAUGGUCCUCAAGACAUUGGCGAACAAGGAAGUCGUGAAGCUACCUUUGAUUGCCUCUCUGCUCGACAACGGCAAGGCUCGAAUCACGAUCGACGAGGAACGACGCCAGAAGGGCGACAUCGAACUCCGACACAACAGCAUAGCGCGGAAAGAGAGAUACAAUGAGGCGGCGGCUUGGGCUUUGACUGGAGCAGGACUCCAGCCUCAGAAAGACGCCAAGCUGUCCAACUCCAACGGCAGGAGCGAGAUCACAUGGGGCCCCAAGUCCGAGUACAGACUGGUCCUCAGCCAUUCUCCCUUUGUAGUCGAGUUCUACACGGGCGAGGACAAACAAGUCGUGUUAAACAGUCGAGGCUUUAUGAACGUUGAACAUUGGCGACCGAAGAUCGACAAACCCAGUGGUGAUGAGAACGAGACCGAGCCCAGGGAUGUUCAGCCGCAGGAAGAUGAGAGCACUUGGUGGGAAGAGACGUUCAACGGAAACACCGACUCGAAACCCAGAGGGCCCGAGAGCGUUGCCAUGGACAUUUCCUUUCCCGGGUAUGGCCAUGUAUAUGGCCUCGCUGAGCACACUGGGUCACUCUCAUUGAAGGAGACACGGGGCGGUGAUGGCAACCAUGACCAACCUUAUCGGUUGUACAACAGCGAUGUAUUCGAAUACGAGCUCGACAGUCCGAUGACUCUUUACGGUUCCGUCCCAUUCAUGCAAGCACACCGAAAAGAUUCUACCGUCGGUGUCUUCUGGCUGAAUGGAGCUGAGACGUGGGUCGAUAUUACCAAGGACAAGCACAGCACUUUGGGUUUUGGCAGCGGCGUGGUGGAUACCAAUACCCACUGGAUGUCGGAGAGCGGCCAACUGGACCUCUUUGUCAUGCUUGAUGCUACCCCCAAGUCACUGUCGAAGACCUUUGGCGAGCUGACUGGCUACACCGCCCUCCCUCCAACUUUUGGCAUCGCGUAUCAUCAAUGUCGGUGGAACUAUGUCAGUGAUGAGGAUGUGAAAGAUGUCGACCGCAAGUUCGACAAGUCCAACAUCCCCUACGAUGUAAUCUGGCUUGAUCUGGAAUACACCGAUGACAAAAAGUACUUCACAUGGGACGACAUGACAUUCCCGGAUCCAAUCGGAAUGGAGCAGCAACUUGAGGCAAGCGAGCGCAAGUUAGUCAUCAUCAUCGACCCCCACAUCAAGAACAAGGCCGGGUACCAGGUAGUAGAAGAAUUGAAAAGCAAGGACCUUGGCAUCAAAAACAAAGAUGGGAACAUCUUCGAUGGCUGGUGCUGGCCUGGCAGUUCUCACUGGAUCGAUGCCUUCAAUCCUGCUGCGAGAACGUGGUGGAAAAGUCUCUUUCCAUAUGAUAAGUUUAAAGGCACAUUGAAGAAUGUCUGGAUUUGGAACGACAUGAACGAGCCUUCUGUUUUCAACGGACCCGAGAUUACGAUGCCCAAGGACAACAUCCACCAUGGAAAUUGGGAACACCGUGAUGUACACAACAUCAACGGCAUGACUUUCCACAACGCCACAUACCAUGCACUCAUCGAGCGCAAGAAGGGAGAAAUUCUCCGGCCGUUCAUCCUGACUCGUUCUUUCUACGCUGGCUCACAACGAUCGGCCGCCAUGUGGACCGGCGAUAACCAGGCCAGCUGGGGUCAUUUGGCGGCCUCAAUCCCCAUGAUCUUGAACCAGGGCGUUGCGGGCUUCCCUUUCGCUGGCGCCGACAUUGGCGGAUUCUUCGGCAAUCCAAGCAAGGAUUUGCAGACUCGCUGGUACCAGGCUGGCGCCUUCUACCCUUUCAUGCGCGCCCAUGCUCAUAUCGAUACUCGGAGACGCGAACCAUAUCUGCUCGGAGAGCCCUACACUGGCAUCAUGGCACAAGCAAUGAGGCUGCGGUACGCCCUUCUUCCCGCCUGGUAUACGGCAUUCCAUGAAGCCUCGACCGAUGGGUACCCGAUUGUGCGGUCACAAUAUUACGUUCACCCGGAGGAUGAGAAAGGCUUUGCCAUCGAUGACCAGCUCUAUGUUGGUUCCACUGGCUUGCUCGCCAAGCCGGUCGUGACCGAAGGUGCUGAAAGUGUUGAAGUAUACCUUGCCGACGACGAAAAUUAUUUCGACUACUUCGACUACACGGUCUAUAACGGAGCCGGCAAGUCGCAUCAUGUCGCGGCGCCGCUCGAAAAGAUCCCUUUGCUAAUGCAAGGCGGCCACAUCAUUCCGCGCAAAGACCGGCCCAGGAAGAGCUCCGGUCUGAUGAAGUGGGACCCGUACACGCUCGUUUUGGUGCUGGACAAGCAGGGAGAAGCCGAAGGCACGCUGUACGUUGACGAUGGAGAGACGUUCGAGUACCAACAAGGGGCGUACAUCCACCGUCGCUUCAAGCUCACGGACGGGAAGCUCAGCAGUGAGGAUAUCGGCACCAAAGGCGCCAAGACGGCCGCGUACCUGAAGACGAUGAGGGACGUGAGGGUGGAGAAGAUCAUAGUGGUGAAUGCACCAUCCUCGUGGGAAAGCAAAGCGGAAGUGCCUGUCUCCGGCGGCGCGGCGGCGGAGCUCAUCUACCACGCCGCGGAAGGCAAGAAGGCGGCGUGGGCUGUGGUCCGAAACCCUGGAGUCGGCGUUGGAACCGACUGGGUCGUGGACUUUGGUGCCGCAGCCGAGAGAAAUGUGCGGACGGAGCUCUAG
Molecule: messenger RNA, 2760 nt
Organism: Cyphellophora europaea CBS 101466
Lineage: Eukaryota; Fungi; Ascomycota; Eurotiomycetes; Chaetothyriales; Cyphellophoraceae
Exons: 1
Coding region: 1-2760 (919 amino acids)
Biological process (GO): N-glycan processing; carbohydrate metabolic process
Cellular component (GO): glucosidase II complex
Molecular function (GO): carbohydrate binding; alpha-glucosidase activity
Source: RefSeq, a predicted model, not a curated record